AGGGAGGGAGGAGAGACAGAGGAGCCAGCCCUCUAGCUGUGACAGUUUGUGUGUUAGGGGGGUUGACAGACACAGUGGCUUUGUGUCCUGCUGAACACCGCUGGACAGGACACUGCUGUGCUGAGAGAGGAGAGGCACUGUCAGUUAGUCUGUCAGUCGCUUUGUCAGUCAGUCAGUCAGACCGUCUGUCUGUCUGUCUGUAGGGAAACCAGACCUCUCUGCUACCACACACACUCUGGCGUACAUCUGCUUUCCAGGACUUCUUUGAUAUCUUCUCAGGGCACAGGACGCCCCACCACGGUCCCCGCCAGCGUGUGUGUGAGCGUGUGUGAGUGUGUGUGCCUUGGAAAGCUCCUUUACGUCCUUGGAGGUCAGGAGUUUGAGACUGGGAUAUGGGACUAAAAGCAGGUAUCUUUGGAGACGUGCCAGCAUCGGGAUGAGAGGAACGCAGAGGAGAACAUCGGACUAGACUGAACUGGUUGGAACUAUUGGGAUUUUUUUCUUCAGGGAUUAUCUUGGCCCAUCUGAAGAGCUACUCAGCCCUCUUGGUUUCUGCUUUCACUGCUUGUUUUAUCUCCAUGGAUUGGUGCCGACAGUAGGACUUGGCCAGAGAGGAUGCAUGUGUUACUCUGACACCUGCGUCGUUUACUUUAAAAUAGAGUGUUUGUGCGAUAGUGUCAAGACUUUGCCCCCUCGUGUGUGUGUGUGUGUGGCCCAUGUUGGCAUCAGGUCGGCCCGUGUCGGGUAAUCUCUGCGCCCCAAUGCCCGCGGCUAUGCCCCCCUACCCUGCUCUGCCAGCUGAGUCAGAGUGGUGCUUCCAGAAUCCCGUAGGGGUGGACUGUAGUGCCGCCGAGCCUCGCUGCAUCUGGUUGGCAGUGCUGCGUGGUGCCCCCUUGCCCUCACCUUCGCCCCCCACCAUGAGGCCAGUCCUGGUCGGCAAUGGGCACGGCUGCACCAGCAGGGCCCUGCAAUGUUCUCACCAGCCCAGGGCAAAGGGGUGGAGAGAUGGGCUCUCCUCGGCAGGCGACAACCCUCGGCCUGCGAUGGGGGCGCUAGGAGAGGGCGUCGGCGUUGGCUGGCAAGGCCCCCGGACGCUACUACUCCAGAAGAACUCACAGGGCUUUGGCUUCACGCUGCGCCACUUCAUCGUCUACCCACCAGAGUCUGCCCUGCACACCAGCCUCAAGGACGAGGAGAACGGGAAUGGGAAGGGGAGAAGUAGAUUGGAGCCAAUGGACACCAUAUUUGUCAAGAAUGUGAGAGAGCGAGGUCCCGCUCACCAGGGUGGCUUGUGUACAGGGGAUCGGCUGGUGAAGGUGAAUGGAGAGAGUGUCCUGGGGAAAACUUACUCCCAGGUGAUCGCCCUCAUACAGAACAGUGAGAGUGUGUUGGAGCUCUCUAUAAUGCCAAAAGAUGAAGACGUGCUGCAGCUGGUAAGUGCAUACUCCCAGGAUGCCUACCUGAGGGGCAACGAGCCUUACACAGGGGGAGCCCGGAACCUUCCGGUACCCCCGCCCCUCUGCUACGCUCCCCGCACCAAGUCCCAGCCUCCCGCCGGGGCCCCGGCCCCCAUGGGCCAGAACCAGCUGGACAACUGGAGCCGCUGGGCAGGCUCCGCCAGCCCCUUGUCCCCCCUGGACAACCGCUCCACCGUGGGCAGCCCGGCCAGCUGGCAAGAGGGACUGGGCGGAGAGCCGGGGGGCGUGUGCCACAGUAGCCCCCCCUACAGGACAGAGGAGAUCCAGUACGGUGUGACCGGGCAGCAGCCUACGGGACAGACCAGGGGCCGCUCCUACUCCUCAUCUUCUUCUUCAGGAGGGCCCCUCAGCAGCCCUCUGCAUGUCCAUUAUGUCAACCACAAUGCUGCUGGCACUGCCACCACCGCCUCCUCUCAGCCCCAGAAAGGCAGCCAGGCCUGGGCCAGCCCUCCCCAGCCGAGCCCCAGCCGCAGCCAGCACUGCCAACAGGCCCUGUCUGAGUGGUACUACAGCCAAGCUGCUGAGCAGCACCAGGGCCGCAGUGGCAGCAUGCACCAACGCCACCGCAGCUACUCUCAGGACAGGCUGUGUGAGACAGGCCCUGGGUGCCACCGCCGGGGUCCGGGCGGCUGGCCCCACAGCGCCUCCCAGGACACCCUGAUGCUACUGCAGCAGUCGGGCCCCGGCCCCCACGGGGACCCUUCUUGGACCUACGGAGACUGGGAGGGGGCCCGGGACCAGAGUCACCCCUCCUCCUACGGCAGCAGAGCCCGGUCAGAGAGCCUGCUGGUACAGUACGACCGCUAUGGCCGUUCGCUGGAGAUGUUGGAGUCGCCCCGUUCCGAGAGGCCCGCCUGGCUGCAGCAGGCCUCACAGCAAGCACCCAGGACUGAGGCCUACCAGAGGCAGGGGAACCAUUACGGUGUCGCACCGGCCCCCUCUAUGGGCCGUCUAGCACAGCCGCACCACAAAACCACCCCCCAACCCCACUCACAGUCUCACCCACAGCCACAGCCCCAGCCCCAACAACCAGCCCCCCAGAGCAGACGUCUGCCCACCGGACAGAGCCUGGACGACCAGCCAGUAGGUUACCGCAGCUACAGCCCCUCCUUCAACCGCAAGACAGGCCGCAUCAUGCAGCAACCCUCCUUCAGGGACCCCUCCUACCUUGGCCCCCACCUCAGCUGGGCCCCCACCCCCAAAACUAGCCCCCCAGAGGGUGUUGUCCCCUCAGUUCCAUCCCCCCUGGCCUCCACCACCCCCGAGCCCCUUGACAGGGCCUACCGCCCCACCAACCAUGAGAGAGGGGCAGUGGAAGGCCAGGCGGAGGUGCUAGCUCAGACCCAGGAGGUCAAACUGAGACAGAAACCCCCCACGGGACGAAGGAGCGCCCACGCCAUGCGCCACCCCCACUACACCCUGCCUGUAGAUGGCACAGAACCCCCUGUGUUCCCCCCUGACCCCCACGACACUGCCCCUGCCCCUCGCCCCUCAGGAGAUGGUGCCCCGCACCGUACCAAUGGCAACCUGGCCCCCCUGUCUGUAGAGGAUGAUGCAAUGGCCUCCAUUCCCUUUAUAGAUGAGCCGACGAGCCCCAGCGCUGACCUCCGUGCCCGCCACGUACCCGCCUCCUCCGUGGUGUCCAGCGGCAUGAGCUCAGCGCCCGCCAUCGUCACCAGCCCCGCCUCCCCCACCUUCACCUUCCCUCUAACCAGGCUCUUCUCACACGACUGCAGCAGUAUUAAAUCCAGUCGCCGUUCCUCCUAUCUUCUAGCCAUCACCACGGAACGCUCCAAGUCAUGUGACGAGGGACUCAACACCUUCAGGGGAGAGGAGGGCCGCGUCUUCUCGAGGCUGCCAAAGAGAGUGAAGAGUUUCUUCACUGAUGGGUCUCUGGACAGUCUGGGGGCAGCGGAGGAGGUCCGCUCCAAACGCCACUCCACCUCAGAGCUGGGCAGCAUCAGCUACAGUGACAUAUGGAGAGAGGGAUGGCUGCACUACAAACAGAUCCUCACGGAGAAGGGCAAGAAGGUGGGCAGCGGCAUGCGUCCGUGGAGGCGGGUCUUCUCGGUGUUGCGCUCCCACUCGCUCUUCCUCUACAAGGACAAGCGGGAGGCGGUCCUGCGGGGCGCCACUCUGGGAGGCGAUGCCGACGAGGAGCAGCCAAUCAGCAUCCGGGGCUGCCUGGUGGACAUAGCGUACAGCGAGACCAAGCGCAAGCACGCGCUGCGUCUGACCACUCAGGACUUUUGUGAGUACCUGCUGCAGGCCGAGGACAGAGAGGACAUGCUGGACUGGAUCAAGGUCAUCAGUGAGAACAGCAAGACGGACAAUGAGGAGCUGGGAUUCUCAAGACAGGCUCUGAUCAGUAAGAAGCUCAAUGACUACAGGAAACAGAGUCCAACAGGCAACAAGCCGGACUCCUCGCCCAGGGUGUCCCGUGCCAAGCCGUCCUUCCUGCUGGCCAAGAUGGAGAACGCUGCCGGGGCGCCGCGCUCACCCAAACCUGAGGGCAAAGAUGAGAGCAGCCCCCCUAAGUCGCCAUGGGGGAUCAACAUCAUGAAGAAGUCCAAGAAGUCAGCGCCCAAGGCUUUUGGAGUGCGGCUAGAAGACUGCCAGCCAGCCGCCAACAACAAAUUCAUACCUAUGAUUGUGGAGAUCUGCUGUGGGCUGGUGGAGGAGAUGGGUCUGGAGUACACCGGCAUCUACAGGGUCCCAGGGAACAACGCAGUGGUGUCCAGCCUUCAGGACCAGCUCAACAAGGGGUCGGACAUCAACCCUGCAGAGGAGAAAUGGCAGGACCUGAAUGUGAUCAGCAGCUUGCUCAAGUCUUUCUUCAGGAAACUUCCGGAGCCCCUCUUCACUGACGAUAAGUACAAUGACUUCAUCGACGCUAACCGGAUGGAGAAUGCCGGGGACCGGCUAAAGACCAUGAAAAAACUGAUCCGUGACUUACCAGACCAUUACUACCACACUCUCAAGUUCCUGGUUGGCCAUCUGAAGACGGUAGCCGACCACUGUGAGAAAAACAAGAUGGAACCUCGUAACUUGGCCCUGGUGUUCGGGCCCACGCUGGUGCGGACGUCUGAAGACAACAUGACAGACAUGGUGACUCACAUGCCUGACCGCUACAAGAUAGUCGAGACGCUCAUCCAACACUAUCUCUGGUUUUUCAGUGAGGACCUGGACAAGGAUGAGAAGACUCCAGUAGACACGAAGGACCUGGUGCCUGCCCCCAAUAUCGACCACUUGCUCUCCAACAUUGGCAAGACCGCUCUGCUAGGGGAGGCGUCAGACUCAACCAACAGUGACUCAGCUAAAUCUAAGGGGUCGUGGGGGUCAAAGCGAGACCUCACUGCCAAGGACUUUCUGACCCUGUCCAUCAUGUCCGCCGUCACCGGACGCAAGCGCAGGAAUCGCCACAACGGCCGCCUCGUGGGCAGCAGCACAGACGACGACUCGGAGCACGAGCCAAUCAAAGCCAGCCACCUGGGGGUGGAGGAGGGAGAAGAGGCGGGGUUGGUGGUGGCAGGAGCAGACACCGCCCCACGAGCAGAGGGAGAGGAGGAGGAGGAAGAUGAUGAGGAGGAGGAAGAAGAAGAAGAAGAGUCUGUAGUAGAGAGAGUGAGAGUGCAGGUGGAGGUAAAGGAGGUGGUAGUUCCCAGCAUGCCGUGCGGUGGUGAGAAAGAGAAAGCAGGGCAGACGGUGAUGCUGCUCCCUGAGGAAGAGGCGUUGACGUCGGAGGUGAAGGGCAGGGCGUGGCGGGGACCAGAGGACGCUCGUUCUAUCGUCUCCGGUUACUCCACCCUCUCCACACUGGGGCGGAGCCUGGCGUCUGAGGGCCGGUGCGAUGAAGCUGACGACGAGCGCAGCGAGCUGGUGAGCGAGACGGACAAUGAGAGCGGAUUCGCCUCGCGCUCCCUUACCCAGGAGAGACCUGAGAAACACCCCCCCGCAUCCAUUACACCCACACUCACACCCCCUACCCCCACGCAGCCCCACACACAACCCCCCACAGCAGGACAACGAAGCUUCCUCUACACACACUACAAACCCCACCCUGUCUCCGCCACACCCCAGCACACCACCCCCACCCUCUCCACACACACUCAGGACCCUGGGGAGAGGAGCGAGUGUGGGGCGCGAUCCACCACCCCCUCCUCCUCCUCCUUCUCGUCGUCCUCCACCACCCACAGACUGCACACCCGGCCCUCCUUCAACUCCCACAAGCUGAUCCAAUGUGACACGCUGGCCAGGAAGAAGCUAAAGGACAGAGGGAAGACCAAGGCUCGUUCUCUGGACCUGCUGGACCUCCCUGGGCCUUCAGGAGAGGAGGAGGGAGCUGGGGCACCAGGGGCCCAGAGGGACCGAUCCAGGACCAACCCUUCCACAGGGAGCAGCCAGGAGAGCCUACGUCCACCCCGACCCAAAGAAGCCCUGCCGCCCAGCGAGGCUGCCUCUUUCACCCCCAGCGGGACAGGGCAGGGUCAGGGGCGAGGGUCUCUGGCUGACCAGGUGCGUGCGCGCCUGCUGGGCUCGGCUGAUGACCUGCGUAUCGUGGGGCUGAGGAAGCCACUCUCCCCGGAGACGAGGAGGAAGAGACGGGCCUGGAGAAGACACACUGUGGUGGUCUCACCUACCGAGACCGGCGACAAGAGGCCUGCGCUAGCCACCAACGUGUUCCCCAUGUCGCCGGCCACUUCCAAACCACAGGAGUCACCCCUCGACCCCCAGGAGCUUGACCCAAGACAUCCACUUCCCUUGGGCCAGAAUCCCCCCGCCACACGCCGAGCACCAGCCUCCAGGUUCCAUCAGUACCUGUAACUAUGGACAGAGACUGAUAGGCCUGUAAAUUACAAGGCCUCUGGCCUCCCUCUCAAAGUCUCCCUCCCCUGAGCUGCUGAGCCAGGGUCUACUGUCUCAGAGGGUCAGAUAGUGCUGACCCCAGGUCAGUUGCAUGACGGCAGUGAGUAGUGGACAGCAGAGCCACAGACAGACACAGGGGAUCUUAUGACAGGUCUGAUAACAGUUUUCGGCCUCCAGUCUACUCACGCUCCCUUUUCAUUUGUUUCAGCUCCGUUUGCAUGGCAAAGGGAAUUCCAGUAUUUGCCAAAGCUUUUUUUUGUGUGUUUUAAAUAAAAAAUAAAAUAAUGCUAAACUGCAAUGGGACAUUAGAGAGAGAGAGAGAGAGAGAGAGAGGGGGAGAGACAGUCAGUCAGACAGACAGACAGACAGACAGACAGACAGACAGUCCUCAUCUCGGUGUUAAUGCCAAGAACUCUCCCUCGUGCAGGCAGUAGACACUGUGUUACUGAAUACUCAGAUCCUUCCUGUCCUCUCUGUUGCUUCCUGUCUGACACAGGAAGUGGGCUGUCCUCUCCCAGUGCACAGGGAAGAGCAUGCCAAACCAAGCCUACCCAGGGUUCCUCACAGAGUGACACUUUCAACAGGGCUGUGGGCUCUCUCUCUGUCUUUCUCACAAACACACACACACUAGCUGAGAGAUCAGCAAGUACACUAUAAGAAGAGUACAGGCAGUAUUAGAAUGUGAGUUAUGAGGGAGAACUCUGUCUAACCUUUGGUCCCAGCACUGACUUCUAUAUCAGUCUUCCUUAAUAUUCUGUUACUGUGACGACCACAGAACAACUGACUCUAACACUCUUCUAGUUGCCAACACUCAUAAAUGACAUAACUCUCAUACACACACAUGCUCACACAGCAGUAGUGGUCUGUAACCCAGAUGUUUGUCUGUCUGUACAUAUGUGUGUUUGCCUGACAAUACCCGUGAGUAUGUUUGAGUGUGCAUGUGUUUGUGUGUUGAACUAUUUUGUAACAUUUGUACAAAGCCUUGUUAAGUUAACCUUGUAAAUAUAUAUAUUAUUACAUUAUUAUUAUUAUUUUUUGUUUUUGUUUCUUUUUUAUGGUUUACAUAAGUGCACACAGGUGCACCAUAAUUUCCUUCAAGAUGUUACUUGAAAUGUUCCCCUUAAUAUAUUAUUUUUUGUUUUAUAUACAGUGUAUAUUAUAUAUAUUUUUUGGUAUGAAAAGAAUAAGUACUUUUAUUGUGAUUUGACUUCUCGCAUCCUAAACGCAUCCUGAAGAAGCAUCCUAAACCUGACUUAAUUCCCGUUCCUUGUUUCCUCAUAGACGGCCUUUCUCUGUGACUCACAGUGCUCUAUGCAGAAAUACUUUCUCUCGUUUAGCAAAGAUAGAAUAACUCAUCCAACAUUCAAAUUCUCCAGUCAAAAUCCCUAGGUCUGGCCGUUGAAAUGCCUCUCCAUUUCAUGGCUGGAUAGCAUCCAUUUCCGGCAUUUGAAGAAAGAAAUGUACUCUCCCCUUGCUGACACUACUAUCUACUUUAUCUAUUUUGCAGCAAGCAGGGCUUUAUCUACUUUAGUCAGAAUAAUGUUUGUAAGCAUCUCAGCUCUCUUAUCAAAGAACGGUCACAUACUGUACUCGCAUCAACUCUAUCAUAACUGUCUUUUCAAUUGGAUGAAGUAUUAGUUGGUAAUAAUUUGCUUGACCAAACCUGCGUAUGUGUACCAGAGGAAACAUUUGCUUUCAUCUGAUAGGUGACAUAGAAAGCGCAAAAUAUUGACAACAUGCCGUUAAAACGUCAAGGAUGAUAAAUGCAACCCGCAUGUAUACACAAAGUUACGUUUGGUACACGUCUGCCAAUGAUAUUUCAUUUGUUAUAUUAUCAGGAAUCGUUUUAGUGUGACACCAUCUGCACAUGAUUUUUCAUGUCACAUAUUACAUUUCCAUACGUUUAGACUCACUCAAGUGAAUGACCACUGCGAGUGGGGUGCUUCAGAAUUCCUGGAUACCAAUGACUGAUUGCAGAAAUGUGGUUACCAUAAGUAGGCAUUUUGGGGUCUGCUGUGUUUCUAGACUUGCAAUGCCAUUCUCUUGGCCAUGGUCCAAGAUGAGUUUCCAUUUCCCAAAUACUCUUUAUUACCUGUUCCUCGACCAAUGUCAUAUGGGACUUAUUCUUCGGGUUUGCCUGACAGGAUUUUUCUCAUCAUUAAAUGUCAUUGACUUUUUGUUAGUCUUGUCUUACCUCAAGAGUUGCCCUACAAGUGCCUGAUUUCUGGAGUGUUUUUGUUCUGCAGUGAGUGCCAUGGUCAGUCCCCACCUCCCCCAUUAACCCUCGUUAUUCCAGACUCUCCAAAGCCAAAAGCUUCAACCUUCACAUCUAGUUAUAAGCCAGACUGAAUCCAUUAUCUUCUCGUUGCUGUGCUUACAUCUUAGCCGCCGACCCAAAGACGUGUACACGGGCAGCCUCUCUGGGAGGUCAUUAAGAGCAACACUGUGUCUGGCCAAGGACUUGUCUAUGCAGUCUGUUUGCAUCUAACGAGCACUAACAAACAGCAGAAUACCUGAUGCUGCGAAGGCGAGGGAAAGUAUACUGCGCUCCCCUGCUUUUCUCGUACACAGAGGUUAUUUCAUGUGGACAGUGUUUUGUACGGUAUACAUAACAAGCUCUAAGUAAGGGUAACCAAUGCCUAAAACAUGGGAAUAUAGUAUCAACUCAUUUGCAUUAGAUUUUGUUUGGUGAACUAACUGUAUAAAUGUAAACUGUAGGAGACAUACAGCUGAGCUUAACAGAGCUGAUCCAAACUGCUCAUGCCUUCAUUGAAAAGAUAAAUACAAAAAUUGUAGAACAUUCUGACAACACUCAAUGUGUGUUUAGGUGUCCGUCUCUUGAAAUGUGACAUAUCUUAUGUUUGUUAUUAUGUCUGAUAAUAUUUUGUACAUAUUGUCUUGAUAUGUAAACAUAUUGUAUUGUGUAAAGUACAUUUUGAAUUGCUUUGAGUAAACAAUCUUAUAAGAAAAUGGACUGACGAAAAGGUUAUCCACCUGGAACCAUUUUAUUCGAUGGCUUUUUUUCCUUCAAAGCAAGGUUAUAUGAUGUAAAUAAACAGAAUUACGUUUUAAAAAUAGAA
Messenger RNA from Oncorhynchus mykiss (rainbow trout), 9424 nucleotides. RefSeq names its product rho GTPase-activating protein 23. Gene Ontology annotation, molecular function: protein binding. Lineage: Eukaryota; Metazoa; Chordata; Actinopteri; Salmoniformes; Salmonidae. Gene Ontology annotation, biological process: signal transduction. The record is from RefSeq and is a predicted model, not a curated record.